Messenger RNA from Schizosaccharomyces japonicus yFS275, 1776 nucleotides. Its product is annotated as aspartate-tRNA ligase. Gene Ontology annotation, biological process: mitochondrial aspartyl-tRNA aminoacylation; tRNA aminoacylation for protein translation. NCBI's taxonomy places the organism in Eukaryota, Fungi, Ascomycota, Schizosaccharomycetes, Schizosaccharomycetales, Schizosaccharomycetaceae. The transcript has a single exon. The record is from RefSeq and is a predicted model, not a curated record. Gene Ontology annotation, molecular function: ATP binding; aspartate-tRNA ligase activity; aminoacyl-tRNA ligase activity. Bases 1 to 1776 code for a protein of 591 amino acids. Gene Ontology annotation, cellular component: mitochondrion; cytoplasm.
AUGUCCUCGUUAAAAAAACUCAUUGGAAGGACAGUUGAAUUUCAUGGAUGGCUUGUUAGUGCGAGUAGGCGAAUUUCAAAAAAUACCAAGUUUAUGCAAUUGCGUCAACCUGGAGGUGAGUUGAUUCAAUUGAUCGAUAAAAGACCACCAGAGCAACGAGCGGGUGAUGCAAAAACGAAUUGCUCUCCUACCGGGAACCUCCCAGCAGAAAGUGUUGUUCGUGUUCGAGGUCUCGUAUGCAAACGCCCACUGAAAGACCAGCGGCCAGGACAAGAAUGCGAGGUUGAAGUUCAAGAUAUUGAGUUAUUGAAUGCUGCUGACAGUCCGCUCCCUUUCAAUCCUCUCCAACCGCCAUCAAACAUUCUCACUUGCCUUCGACACAGGCAUUUAUAUCUUCGUUCUCCUCUGAUGCAAAAGAAUCUUCGAUUGCGUUCAGAACUGUCUUACCAAAUUCAUUCGUUUUUUCAUGAGCAUGAAUUUUGUGAAGUAGAAACACCCCUUUUGUUUAAAAGUACACCAGAGGGAGCUCGUGAGUUUCUUGUUCCAUCACGACAUGACCCUGGCUGCUUUUAUGCGUUGACUCAAAGUCCUCAACAAAUCAAGCAAACACUGAUGGCAAGUGGCUUUCAUCGCUAUUAUCAAUUCGCGCGUUGUUUUCGUGAUGAAGAUUUGCGAGCCGACCGACAGAUUGAGUUUACUCAAAUUGAUAUGGAGAUGGCCUUUGUCUAUAAUCGAGAACAAGUUAUGUCAGUAGUAGAAGCCCUGAUACGAUUUUUGUGGAAACGUGUGCUAGGCCUCGAAUUAAAGUCUUUUCCCCGAUUAACUUAUAAAGAGGCAUUGGCACGAUAUGGCACCGACAAGCCAGACUUACGACACGACACUUCAUUCAAAUGUCUUAACGAAAUACUACAAUUAAAUUUGCAAAACGAUGUUCUCAUAGAAGCAUUCCUCGUGAAACAAGGUGGUCAUCAUCUUUCGGAAAGCUUUUGCAAAACACUGAAACACAAUUCCAAACAAAAACUGAAUUAUAUUCACGUAAAAAAUGAAAAUAUUAUGCAUUCAUGGUCUCAACAACUUCCAGAAACGAAGUUGAUGCCACACGAGACGACACGGUUAAAUGAGUUCCUUGGUUUGGAAGUUGGAGACAUAAUAUUCGUGUCCUCUCGACCUUCACAUUCGCCUUUUGCAAUGACUGCGCUUGGCGAAGUAUACCCAUUGGUACAUAAAGCUUUGACUGAAAUGAAGGUUGCUCCGAAAUUAAAUGAACAUGAGUUUGCAUUUACAUGGAUUGUCGACUUUCCGUUAGUGACACCUGACGCUUCAAACCCAAAUGCAUGGAAAGCAACCCAUCAUCCAUUUACUGCACCACACCCAGAGGAUAUUCAUUUGUUACAAAACAACCCUUUGGAUGCACGCGCUCUGAGCUACGAUCUAGUUGUAAACGGUAUCGAACUCGGUGGAGGAAGCAUUCGAAUUCACGAUUACCAACAGCAGUAUGAAAUAUUACGAGAUGUGCUCAAGUUGACAGACACAGAAAUCCGUUCCUUUGAACAUCUAUUUACCAUUCUUCGCAGCGGAUGUCCACCGCAUGGCGGAUUUGCUUUAGGCUACGAUCGCUUGGUCGCACUUAUGGCCGGUUGUCGCGAUAUCAGAGACGUAAUUGCUUUUCCUAAAACAGCAAGCGGAAAAGAUUUACUUUUUCAAAGCCCAGGUCCCGUUUCAUCAUCACAAUUGACAGAGUACAAGUUACAGCUCCAACCUUCAAAUGCCGUAUAG